AUGCAUUUACAGGUCGGUGUGCGUGGUACCACAUAUCAAUAUGUUUACAGUAAGCUAGCCAGAGGUUUCGGCACCAAACCUUCUAUAAAUUCAUUUCCGGCAGUCACAGGAAGUGGCCCCUUCAUUGAAUUGCCACGUAUUGAGCCUUUUAGCACUCACGAUAAGGGUCAACGCUUACAAUUACCUCAAAGAUCAAGAAUGAACACUCGUCUUGACUCAAUGAUCUACUUGAUUGAGGAUUACGAGGGGUUCACUCGCAAUUUGAAAGCUCUACAUGGCAAGAUGUGGUAUCAAGAAAUCAAACUGAGUUGCUCGAACACCUUGUUCUACUCUUUUGACCUAUCAGAGGCUUCCAAUUUCGCUCUUUUGAAGGUUAAAAAAGGAGAUAUUUGGAACUUGAAAAGCUCAUACUACUUGGCGGCUUGGACUGGUUAUGACUUGCAAAUAGAUGAGACGAAAGCUGAUUUCAAUUUGCGAGGCAAUGGCUUUUUUAUCGCCCGCGGAUCGGGCCCACUAUAUCAAGUGGAGUUGAAGGAUGGUCAGGAAAUUCUGAUUAACUAUAGUUCAUUUGUUGGAACAUCAGCAAAUAUUGUGCGCAUAACUUCAAGGCCGCUCGUAGAGUCUCGGGGUAGGUCAAGAAUUUGGCAUCGCAUCUGGAGCAUGAUUCAAGUUAAUCUGUUUGCGACACAGAAGAUCGAAAGAAUUUCAAAGCAAACAGAAACGUUAGGAAUAAAUCAUGCCUUUGAUUGGGUGGACAAGAAAAGAGAAAAAAUCUUUCUGGUUAAAGAUCAGUUCUGUCUAGUGAAAGGGCCAGGUAUGGUGGUAAUUCAAAAUAAUGUAUCGUAG
Messenger RNA from Metschnikowia bicuspidata var. bicuspidata NRRL YB-4993, 846 nucleotides. RefSeq lists its product as uncharacterized. Gene Ontology annotation, biological process: inner mitochondrial membrane organization. The record is from RefSeq and is a predicted model, not a curated record. Lineage: Eukaryota; Fungi; Ascomycota; Pichiomycetes; Serinales; Metschnikowiaceae. The transcript has a single exon. Gene Ontology annotation, cellular component: mitochondrial inner membrane. The coding region runs from base 1 to 846 and encodes 281 amino acids.